UAGUUGAAGUGUCUUAUAUAUGAAUUAUUAAACAGUUUAAUUAUAUAUGUUGACUUUGAGUUGUCUAUAUAAAGAGGUGAAAAUAAGCAUGGUGUCACAUAUCGCAUUUGAUAUAUAUGAUCAAGUCUAUAGAGAUCAAUAAAGUGAGAAAAAUAAGAUAAAUUAUCAUGAAAAACGAUCAGGUGCGAUUAAAUUGUGGAGUAACAAUGCCUCUCAUUGGCUUAGGUACUUAUUCCUACCAAAACGAUAGGAAAACAACAGAAUCAGCCAUUCAUAUGGCCCUCAAGAUGGGUUACAGGCAUUUUGACACUGCAAAGAUAUAUGGGUCUGAACCAGCUGUGGGAAAUGCUUUAAUGGAAGCAAUUUCGGAUAGAAGAGUAGAAAGGGAGGACCUUUUUGUCACUUCCAAACUUUGGGGAAGUGAUCACCAUGACCCAGUUUCUGGACUCAAACAAACUCUAAGGAACUUGAGCAUGGAAUAUUUGGACUUGUACUUGGUGCACUGGCCAGUGACUCUAAAACCUUGGGCUCGUUUUGCCGUUCCCAACGAAGAUGAGUUUGAAAAAUUAGACUUGGAAUCCACUUGGGCUGGCAUGCAAAAAUGCCUUGAAUUGGGUUUGUGUAGAUCUAUUGGUGUCAGCAAUUUUUCAUCCAAAAAGAUUCACACACUCUUGGAUUUUGCCUCUGUUACCCCAGCUGUCAAUCAGGUGGAAAUGCAUCCGAUGUGGAGGCAAGCAAAACUGAGAGAGGUUUGUGGGGACCACAAAAUCCAUGUAAGUGCUUACUCACCACUUGGUGGCCCUGGGAAUUCAUGGGGGUCAACGGCUGUGAUUGACCAUCCCACUAUUCAAUCCAUUGCCAAAGAACGCAAAGCCACUCCACCUCAGGUUGCUUUAAGAUGGGGGCUAUCGAAAGGAUCAAGUGUGAUUGUAAAAAGCUUCAAUGAGAUUAGAUUAAGAGAGAACUUUGUAGCCCUUGAUUUGAAAUUGGACGAUCAUGAUUUCCUCCAAAUUGACAAAUUGGAGCAAUGGAAGAUCAUGAGGGGAGAUUUUCUUUGCAAUGACACCACAAGCCCAUACAAGUCAAUUCAAGAUCUUUGGGAUGAUGAAAUUUAGUAAUAACUACGUACGACACUACUGUUUUAUAGUAUUAUAUAUAUCUAAACUAAUUUGCAACAUCUACAGUCUUAUGUUCCAUGUUAUUCUUGUCUUCUUUUUACUUGAAUGUUGGGGUUUUCUCAAGCAAAACAUUAAGGAAAGAGAAAACAAAAUGUGUUUUAAUUAAGUAUUUACAUUUAGGAAAACCCAAAGCUAUUUGUAUAUGUUCCGUAUAACUUAUGACAUCGAAAAAAAAAAAAAAAAGUUGUGUUUCUCCAAAAAGUAUAUACAUUGAAAGUGUGUCCUUCUCAA
Molecule: messenger RNA, 1409 nt
Organism: Cannabis sativa
Lineage: Eukaryota; Viridiplantae; Streptophyta; Magnoliopsida; Rosales; Cannabaceae
Product: NADPH-dependent aldo-keto reductase, chloroplastic
Exons: 5
Coding region: 168-1115 (315 amino acids)
Cellular component (GO): cytosol
Molecular function (GO): aldose reductase (NADPH) activity
Source: RefSeq, a predicted model, not a curated record